Molecule: messenger RNA, 870 nt
Organism: Ostreobium quekettii
Lineage: Eukaryota; Viridiplantae; Chlorophyta; Ulvophyceae; Bryopsidales; Ostreobiaceae
Source: the annotation of a GenBank genome assembly
AUGGCUCUGCUGUCCCCGGUUGCCGGCUCCGGUCGCGCGCCCCUGCCCCCCACGGGCACCUCUGGGCGCGACGCUUCCCAGCGAGCGCUGGCCACCCCACCGGAGGCUGUUGAGAGAUCCCGGCGCUCGAGGCCGUCUGUGGAGGCGCACCUCAGGCCCUGCCUGCCCCUCACCGCCGCAUCAUCUUCCAAGCGCUGGGCGCUGCGCUGCGCGGCAGAGGGCGAGCAAGAGCGCGACACCGGGAUGAGCGCGGAGGAGAUCGAGGCUGCGGCCGGGGACGCGGGCAACGAGGAGGACGGGUACAGGGUGCUGGUGCGGGUGUACAAUUUGGAUCGCUACGGGCUGGCCCCGAUGGGCGCAAAGCUGCUGAAGAAGGAGGUGGACGGGAUCUGGCAUGUUGCGGUGGCGGUGCACAACUGUGAGUUCUGGUACGACCACCAGGUCAACCAGCAGGAUUUGUCGGAGGUGGAAUUUGCAUUUGGGUUCGGGCCUGCGUACGUGUACGACUUGGGGCGCACGAGGACGACCAAGGAGGAGUUGGAGCGCCUGGCCUUCGGCCCCCUGGCGGAGAAGUACCACAUCGACAGCUACGACUGCUUCUACCACAACUGCCACCACUUCGCGAAUGAGUUGUGCAUGAAUUUGAACGGGCGGCGCAUCCCGCAGUGGUGCAUCGACCACGGGGAGCAGGGCCUGAGCGAGAUGGGGGAGGCCAACGCGGCGCUGACGCGGUUCGUGACCAACAAGAUCGCGCGGAUCAUGAUGGUGUCCUGGGGGAAGUACAGCAAGGAGCGGUUCGUGCAGCUGACAGAGAUGAAGGAGGAGGAGGAGGAGGAGCGGGCGCGGUCGGUGGGGCAGGCCGCGGCGUGA